AUGUCAUCAGGCCAAAUCCCAUUAGAACUGAUGCCUCAGCAGGCGAGAGCGGGCCCUGGACAUGACUGGACAGGGGUCAGUGAUCGAAAGACUAGGAAGAGGAUGCAAGAUCGGAUCAAUCAACGACUGAAGCCUAUCCAAUCAUCAUCCCAGUCAUCAAUGUCGAUGCUCAAAUCCUUUACCGCCUGCAAACCCGACUGCGAUGAAACUGCGCAAUUCAUCUCCCAAUUCUCCGCAUGGGCACAUCGAGAGUACCUAAGGGGUUUCCCCGAGGCUGAUACGCUACUCAACCUCAUUCAAUUCAAUACCACGAGAGCCCUUGUGUUAAUUGCAAAGUCCAUGGAUCUCAGACAGGAAACCAUGGCACCUGGCGCCCGAUCGCGAUUGCCCAUUGCUGGAAUCGAUACCGUUAUUUUUGACUCAUUACCUCCCAGCUUGCAGCCAACAAAUUUGCAACUCAUCGUCAGUCACCAUCCAUGGGUUGAUAUUAUACCAAUAGCGGGAAUACGUGACAAUAUUCUACUUCGUGACGAAGCCCUCUAUGACAAAGCCGAGCUAUGCCGCGACUUGAGAGGGUUUCAGCAAGUGGUACACGGUCAUGGCGGCAUGAAGACAUGGAAAGACCCAUGGGACCCCGAUGGAUGGGAAUUCACCGAAGCCUUCGCGAUUAAGUGGCCAUGGGUCAUUAGAGGAUGCCACGAACUGCUUGAGAGCACAAAUAACUGGCGAAGAAUGAGGAAUGAAGCGCCUCUGGGAAGCGGGUUCAUAUUCGGCGAACUGGAUACAUAG
This is a messenger RNA of Fusarium redolens, 789 nucleotides long. RefSeq lists its product as uncharacterized. The record is from RefSeq and is a predicted model, not a curated record. The coding region runs from base 1 to 789 and encodes 262 amino acids. The transcript is spliced from 2 exons. NCBI's taxonomy places the organism in Eukaryota, Fungi, Ascomycota, Sordariomycetes, Hypocreales, Nectriaceae.